This is a messenger RNA of Micropterus dolomieu (smallmouth bass), 1960 nucleotides long. It is a transcript of the gene clic4, whose product is annotated as chloride intracellular channel 4. The record is from RefSeq and is a predicted model, not a curated record. The coding region runs from base 336 to 1094 and encodes 252 amino acids. The transcript is spliced from 7 exons. Lineage: Eukaryota; Metazoa; Chordata; Actinopteri; Centrarchiformes; Centrarchidae.
UAUUCCCGUUGCUUCUUCCCACUAGACCUCAUCACCGCUCCGCCAACGUAAAGAGUCUGACGGUUCAGCGAUGGUUGUGCAGCUCCGCUAGGUUGAAGUUAAACAGCGACGUUGAGCCGUGUGAAUCUGGCAGACUCCGCUACCUCCUGGUCUGCUUUGCUAAAUAGGACUUUUGUGCUUCCAGCACCGGGUCCUCCUUGGGGAGAAAAAGCGCCUACUGGGCUUCAGUGCGGGGAAAAAGGAAGAGCGGCGGAGAAAAGGACCGAGCUAUAUCGGGCGUGGUAGCAAGAAUAAACUCAUCUUUGUUAGCGAAACUUCAAUAAGUAGCGCCCAUCAUGUCGCUGUCGGUACCGCAGAACGGAGUAAAGCCGGACAACGAGCCCGUUAUCGAGCUGUUUGUGAAGGCGGGAAGUGAUGGAGAGAGCAUCGGGAACUGCCCCUUCUCCCAGAGGCUCUUCAUGAUCCUGUGGCUUAAAGGAGUCAUCUUCAACGUCACCACAGUGGACCUCAAGAGGAAGCCUGCAGAUCUGCAGAACCUGGCCCCGGGCACACACCCGCCCUUCAUCACCUUCAACGGCGAGGUCAAAACCGACGUCAACAAGAUCGAGGAGUUCCUUGAAGAUGUCCUUUGCCCACCCAAGUACAUCAAGCUGGGUGCAAGACACCCAGAGUCAAACACAGCUGGUAUGGACAUCUUCGCCAAGUUUUCAGCAUACAUUAAGAAUUCAAAACCAGAUGCUAACGAGGGUCUGGAGCGCGGACUUCUGAAGACACUGCAGAAGCUGGAUGAGUAUCUCCACUCCCCACUGCCUGAUGAGAUCGACCACAACAGCAUCGAGGACGUCAAGGUCUCCAACCGCAACUUUUUGGAUGGGGAUGAAAUGACUUUGGCUGACUGUAACCUCCUGCCCAAGUUGCACAUAGUCAAGGUUGUGGCCAAAAAGUACAGAGGCUUCGACAUUCCCAAAGAGAUGACUGCCAUCUGGAAGUACCUGAACAACGCUUACACGCGUGAAGAGUUCACCAACACCUGCCCCAGUGACAAAGAGAUUGAGAUAGCCUAUGGCGACGUAGCCAAGAGGCUGGUGAAAUAAGCUCCUCUGUCCCCGACCUCCUCCCUUCAUUGCCAUAUAAAAUGUUUAGACACUGACACACUGAGCAGACUUUCUUUUAUGAAGCAUGAAGGAAGUCUUCACUUUGGUCGUGCUAACUGUAGCAGUAGUUUGGAAUACACAUGGCAGACCAAAAAGGGGCACCAUAUUCUGGUCUCACUGGAUAGGAUGACUCCGGCUAUAUGUAAGCAAAUUAAGUGUGGUUUUUUUGUUUUUGUUUUUUUUUUUAAAGGGGGGGGAGAGGAAGAAAAAACCACACACACUUACUGUUUCCUUCUCCAUAGUAGACGGAAUGAAGGACGCUAAUGUGCAGUCAGGCACCAGGAAAGGCGACACUAAAGAUAUUUAUGAAAAAAUGUAUUGAAGAGAGUAGCAAUGAGGUGAAUACGUGGUUGGUCACUUUUCUCUUCCGUAUGUAGAUUGAUCUGAGGUAGUGAAUGUAUGUUAUGAUACAGUAGCUCCAAAAGUGCUUUAGCACGGGUAAAGCAAAAUCUGUUUUCUCCCGUUUGCCAUGUUUUUCAGACACUUGUUAUGAAGCGAAUUUGAUAAAAAAAAAAAAAACAAGAAUUGUAAAUAUUUGUUUUGAAUUUUCAGAAUUCAAUGUGUAAAUUUUAUACAUUUCAUCAUAAUUUUGAGGAAGACACACCUGCUUGGAUUUUAAUUCUAGAUCAACCAUCUCCUUUUUGCCUUACUUGUUUUUCUCUGCAGAUGUUUUGAAGGAAGGUUUUUCAGAGAUGAUUUCAUUACAACAUAAGUGUGGCGUUGUACAAAGAAAAUAUCCAAGCUAUGUCAUGGCUUUUUUUUUUAACAAUAUUGACUGAAUUGAAAUAAACUUCUUUUUGGCUUUC